AUGGCUCUUGCGAACGCCGGUAUGGGUCCCACCCACUACAUCCGUCGCCCCGACGGAGCUAUCUCCCCUAUGCUUGCCAUGGAUGACUUCCCUCAGGGAUUUGUUGUCCAGAACAUCCCGCGUUACCUCACCACCGACCAGCUAGAUGGUUUGGUUCCUUGUGGCAUCAUGCCUACCCGCAUGCAGCCCUUGACCGUCGCCGGUCCUCAACCCGCGGCGGCAUUUGUCAACGACCAGGACAUUUCUGAGCUUGCUGCCCUCUUGAACGAAGUCACGUUCGAAAAUAUUCCAGAACGCCUCAAGAAGUCCAUCACGUCGCUCCUCGAUCGGCCCGGGGGUUUGCACAAGGUGAUCUACGAUAUGAUUGCCGCCGCGAGUGCUCCCCCCAUGACCGAAAAGCAACGCCAGGAGGUAAGUUCAGACCCUCCCAGUCCUUCGAGCAACCCUGGCUGCUCUACUCCACCCACUCCUACUAACCAGCAGGACCAGUCGAAGAAGCUCUGCUCGUACUGGAUUCGAAAGGGCGAGUGCGGCUUCACCCAAGUCGGUUGCAAGUUCCGACACGAAAUGCCCCUGGAUGCGGCCGGUCUUGCUAAAGAAGGUCUUCGUGACAUUCCCGAAUGGUACCGUCUGGCGCACGGGAUCCCCAAGAACUCGCUCCGUAUCCAGCAGGACCUCAUCACGUAUCCAAGCGAGCAGCUGCCUGUUCGGGGUCUGAUUGAGUACAACGUGUCUGACCGAGACUCGACUGCGGAUACCAAUCCCCCUCAGGAAACCAGCUCGACCGACGUUCAGCCUGCCCGGCUUCAAAUCGAGUACCCAAUGCCUGGCCAGGAAGAGGCUUCUGAGCCCAACCCUCCUCAGGGCAACCCUCCUGAGGGAAACCACCCCCAGGACAGCCACCCUUCUCGUGGCCCCUUCACCAGCAGCCGCGGUUGUGACCGUGGUGGUCGGAACAAUCGUUCUCGUGGCUGGCAGCACGGCCUAGGUCAUGGUGGCCACAGCACUCGUGGUAACGACGACCACCAGAGCCCUGCGUUCAGUCAGCCUCGUGUCCCUGCACAGGCUCCUCCUGCCGUCCCUCGGGUCCCUCCUACUCCCGGUAUCUAUCACGCUGUGCCCCCGAUGGCCAGCCCCGAGGGCAGCGUCACGGCAAGCAACCCCCCGGUGUUCAUCACGCACAACCUGGAGACUGGCAGUGGCGAAACUCGUGAAGGCGACUACCCUCCUCCUCGUCUGCCCGUUGGCCCGUUGGAAUUUGAUUCUGAUACGCACCGUGCACUGCACCAAAGCGUGAUGAACCCUGAGGCAGACGUUCGCAACCCGGGUCUGACCCAGGCCAUGGCCAAUUUGCACACCAGUGACCCCCUGCUUGGUGUUGAUAUGAUGGAUACUCGUCAGUUUUUCCGGACUCCGUGGCAGUAUAACCACCCUCAGGCCGCUGGCAAUGAUACUACUGAGGGCCAGCCAAGCACUCUCCGCCAGCUGGUUGCGGAGAGUGAGCCCAUUGACCCCACGGAGGUCUUGGAGGAUUGGGGCCCUAUCGGUGGCCCCGUGAUUCGGCCUAGCACUCGCCGAGGUGCUCGAAACGACGACAAGGUGGCCGCUCAUCGCAAUGCUGUUGCCCAAUGGCACAACCAGGUUAGUAACGAAUGGACCCAGUUCACUGAUAACGGAGGAGUUACUGACUAUUAUACUUGGCGGCUCCAGCGGGGCUGGGCCGACUAUCCAAGUGCGCAGGGCGAGACCUACGAGCAGGCUGCCGGGGCCAGCCUGCUCGCCCCGAACACCGAGCGUGACCGGUGGAUGGCGGCCCACCGGGCGUUCCUCGAGGUGGCACGGGCUGAGGGCGGCGACCUCAAGAUGGGUCGCCCCCGAGGCUUCUAA
This is a messenger RNA of Penicillium argentinense, 1887 nucleotides long. RefSeq lists its product as uncharacterized. The record is from RefSeq and is a predicted model, not a curated record. Gene Ontology annotation, molecular function: metal ion binding. Bases 1 to 1887 code for a protein of 628 amino acids. NCBI's taxonomy places the organism in Eukaryota, Fungi, Ascomycota, Eurotiomycetes, Eurotiales, Aspergillaceae. The transcript has 2 exons.